AUGGGGCUGGACGACGUUGAGAAAAAAGGUGCCCAGUCACCCCAUAUCUUCGAUAGAGACGAUCCCGCUCCCGCAAUGGGUCAAUUCACCACCAUCUCGCCGGAUACCGUCGUGGCACCAACUCGCAAAGAAGCUCUGAGUGUCGCAUUCAGUCUCUCCACUUUCGCAGUUGCCGUACCCUACGCCUGCUCCUUUGGCUCAGAGCUGGCUAUCAAUUCCAUCCUCGGCACAUACUAUGAAAAGAACUUCCCCCACAUGGGACAGACAAAGACCGGGCAAUGGGCUGCCAUGUUUGGCCUGCUGAAUGUAGUGUGUCGCCCGGUGGGAGGGCUUCUGGGAGAUUUCCUCUACCGAUCAACGGGAAGCUUGUGGUCCAAGAAGCUACUGUUGACCUCACUCGGUCUGUUGAUGGGCGCGUUUGAACUGGCGAUUGGUUUCACGGACCCCAAGCAGGAGGCCACCAUGUUUGGUCUUAUUGGUGGACUUGCUCUGUUCCUCGAGGCUUGCAACGGUGCCAAUUUUGCUCUGGUGCCUCAUGUGCAUCCCUACGCAAACGGUAUCGUAUCCGGCAUUGUGGGCGGCUUUGGAAACCUUGGCGGAAUCAUCUUUGCCAUUGUCUUCAGAUAUCAUGGAUCCGACUACGGAAAGUCGCUUUGGAUCAUCGGUGCCAUUUCUCUGGCGGCGAACUUGGCUCUCAGUUGGGUUCGUCCGGUCCCAAAGACUCCAGUAAUUGCCUCGUCGUGA
Messenger RNA from Penicillium diatomitis, 744 nucleotides. Its product is annotated as Nitrate transporter. Bases 1 to 744 code for a protein of 247 amino acids. The transcript is spliced from 2 exons. Lineage: Eukaryota; Fungi; Ascomycota; Eurotiomycetes; Eurotiales; Aspergillaceae. The record is from RefSeq and is a predicted model, not a curated record. Gene Ontology annotation, molecular function: nitrate transmembrane transporter activity.